UGUGGGACAGAAAAAAGGAGAGGUGGCAAGGAAGGCUGUGGCAGAGCGGGAAAGAAGCUGCUGGUUGCACUUACCAUGGAAAUGCUUGUCCUUCUGUUGCUGGUGCUCCUGGACUUGGGGCAGACCCAUGGAGCACUUUACAGGGUGCCCCUCAGGAGGCAUCAGGCCCUCCGGAAGAAGCUUCGGGCACAGGACCAGCUCUCUGAGUUCUGGAAAUCCCAGAAUUUGGACAUGAUCCAGUUCACCGAGUCCUGCACAAUGGACCAGAGUGCCAACGAGCCCCUUAUCAAUUACUUGGAUAUGGAAUACUUUGGCACCAUCUCCAUUGGCUCCCCACCACAGAACUUCACCGUCAUCUUUGACACCGGCUCCUCCAACCUUUGGGUCCCCUCUGUGUACUGCACCAGCUCAGCAUGCAAGACACACGCCAGGUUCUACCCUUCCCAGUCCAACACAUACAGUGCGUCGGGGAGUCAUUUUUUCAUUCAAUAUGGGACUGGGAGCUUAUCUGGAAUCAUCGGAGCCGACCACGUCUCUGUGGAAGGACUGACUGUGGUCAGCCAGCAAUUUGGAGAGAGUGUCACGGAGCCUGGCCAGACCUUUGUGAGUGCAGAGUUUGAUGGAAUUCUGGGCCUGGGAUACCCUUCCUUGGCUGUUGGAGGAGUGACCCCUGUGUUUGACAACAUGAUGGCCCAGAACCUAGUGGAUGUACCCAUGUUUUCCGUCUACAUGAGCAGUGGCCCAGAAGGUAAUACAGACAGCGAGCUGAUUUUCGGAGGCUAUGACCACUCCCAUUUCUCUGGGAGCCUGAACUGGGUCCCGGUCACCAAACAAGGCUAUUGGCAGAUUGCACUGGACACAAUCCAGGUGGGAGGUGUUGUGAUGUUCUGCUCAGAGGGCUGCCAGGCCAUUGUGGACACAGGGACCUCCCUCAUCACAGGCCCCUCAGAUGAGAUCAAGCAGCUGCAAAAGGCUAUUGGGGCAGAGCCCGUGGAUGGAGAAUAUGCUGUGGAGUGUGACUACCUCAACGUUAUGCCAGAUGUCACCUUCACCAUCAAUGGAGUACCUUAUACCCUCCAACCAACUGCCUACACCCUCCUGGACUUUGUGAAUGGAAUGAAGUUCUGCCCCAGUGGCUUUCAAGGUCUUGACAUCCAGCCUCCAGCCGGGCCCCUCUGGAUCCUGGGCGAUGUCUUCAUUAGACAGUUUUACUCUGUCUUUGACCGUGGUGAUAACCGUGUGGGUCUGGCCCCAGCUGUUCCCUAAAUAGGGGGCGUGUGUCUGUACCUGCCUGCCUGCCUGAUACCCCUUGGAAAUCCAGCUGGGCCUGUUAGUUUGGGGUAUUCUUCACACCUGGAAAAAGUCAUUUUCAAUUGCAUGCAUUUGUGCCAGAGCUACAGCUUGAACUAAGACCAAGCAGAGCAUGAGAAGACACACAUACACACACACACACACACACACAGACACACAUCACACAUACAUACCACUCCCAUCACCGUCAUGAUGGAAUGAUUAAGUUGUAUGCCCAUACUUUUUACUACUUUUUGCUAACAUUUUAUUAUGGAAAUAUCCAAACAUACACCAAAGCAGAUUAUAGUGCAGUAAAUCCCUGUGCACCCCCAUCCAACUUUCACACUGGUCAGGCCUGUUUUAUCUGUACCACCACCCACUUCUCCCUCCAGCCCCACAUGUCUGCAUUAUUUUGAAGCAAAAUCUUAGCAUCACAUCAUAAAUCGUCACGUCAAGGAUUUAUCCAUAAAAUCCUUCUAACAUUCUUAAAUACGCAGUCAAUGUUAAUAUGUUCCCCAUUGUCUCAUAAAUGUUUGGUCAUGUUUACAGUAGACCUGCAGUAUUCAAACAAAAUCUACAAAUUGCAUUUAUUUGAAAUGCCUCUUCUGUCUCUUUCAUCUGUAGAAUUUACCACAUUCUGAAUUUUACUGGUUGAAAUCCAGAGGUGUCAGGUAAUGUGGUUCUCUGAGCCCAUCUUUCCUACAAAAUGGUAGUUAGAACUAGAGGCCUGAUUUUGUGGCAAGAAAACUUCAUAGAUGGUGCUGGAUAUAUGCAACAGUAUCCCAUCAGGAGGCAGGUAAUGCCUGGUGCUUCUCUAUUUAGAAUGUUAGGAUUGGUGAGUGGGUACGGAGUUGUUAGCCUCAUCCAUCCAUGACAAGUUUCCCUCUGGUAUUUCACCUAAAGGUUUCAGUAGCCAUUGACAAUCAUUGCUUAGAUCCACACUGUCAUUAAGGGUUUGGAAAACAGGGAUUUUUCUAAUUCUAUUUUUCCUCCUGUAUUUGUUAGCUGGGAUUCUUCUAUAAAAAAGAACACUUUUAUCAACUGUUUGCUCACCAUGAGGUAUAGCUCAUACAGAAAAGGCAAGAUUACUUGCUUUAUUUCCCCUUUAUUUACCAGUUUCAGAAUAAUAAAUGUUUCAACUUACUGCAGUUUUUUAAUGUCCAAAUCACCUACUUUAGCAAGUGCUUACCCCUUCAAAUUAGUUCCUGUGAAUUUUUGACUUGACUCAAUACAAGGCGAUGUCCUGGGCCCGUUUUCCAAGGAGUCCUGGUUCCUUGCAGUGUGUUCAUGUUUGUUGUGAAUGAAAAUAUUUCAUAGUAAAAGGUGGGGGAGGAAGAGAG
This is a messenger RNA of Rhinolophus ferrumequinum (greater horseshoe bat), 2630 nucleotides long. RefSeq names its product cathepsin E (gene CTSE). Lineage: Eukaryota; Metazoa; Chordata; Mammalia; Chiroptera; Rhinolophidae. Gene Ontology annotation, cellular component: endosome. Gene Ontology annotation, biological process: proteolysis. The transcript has 9 exons. The record is from RefSeq and is a predicted model, not a curated record. Bases 76 to 1266 code for a protein of 396 amino acids. Gene Ontology annotation, molecular function: aspartic-type endopeptidase activity.